CAAAAGGAUUACAGGUUAGAAAAAUUGGACUUAAGUGAUGGGAGAUGCUUGUAAGUAUGCAGUGGUUACAGGAGCAAACAAGGGAAUUGGCUUCGAGACUAUUAAGCAGCUCGCGAAUUCAGGUGUAACGGUUGUCUUAACAGCCAGAGACGAAAAGAGAGGAACUGAAGCAACAUCCUUGCUGAAUGAACAAGGAUUUUCGAAUGCUGUGUUUCAUCAGCUUGAUGUUCAAGAUGCUCAGAGCAUUGAGUCCUUAGCAAAGUUCAUACAAACACAAUAUGGGAGGCUUGAUAUUCUGGUAAGAGCAUGAAUCUAUGUAUUGCUCCUUAUUCAAUCUCGAGGCAAAUAUUGGACAGUUGCUGAAUAAAUUUCUGCACGUAAAUAAUGCUGGAGCUUCUGGAAUGGUACCUGAUGAAGAUGUCCUAAGGGCCAUGAACAUGGAUCUUG
Molecule: messenger RNA, 447 nt
Organism: Solanum tuberosum (potato)
Lineage: Eukaryota; Viridiplantae; Streptophyta; Magnoliopsida; Solanales; Solanaceae
Product: (+)-neomenthol dehydrogenase-like
Exons: 1
Coding region: 38-310 (90 amino acids)
Cellular component (GO): membrane
Source: RefSeq, a predicted model, not a curated record